AUGUGUCCGGUGGGCAAAAAGGCCGCGGGGGCGCGGAGCCGCCUGCGCCCCGCCUGCAUAAAUUUCCACGGGGCCCGUACUUUUCCCGUGAUGCGCGUCGGCGGCCGGGGCGUGCGUUAUGCGAUCGGCAAAAACCCCGCGCCGACCGCACCGCGGCAUCCCACCCUAAUAACUGACCAUAUCCGAUGCGGCGGCUUUUUGCGCGCGCUUUUAUUUCGUACCCCGGCCGACAAUCGAACCAGUGCGAUCAUUAGCAACGCGAUUAAACUCCAC
Iphiclides podalirius (scarce swallowtail) is the source of this 273-nucleotide messenger RNA. The record is from the annotation of a GenBank genome assembly. NCBI's taxonomy places the organism in Eukaryota, Metazoa, Arthropoda, Insecta, Lepidoptera, Papilionidae.